AUGCUGCGACUAUGCACCUCUCGAACUCUUGCUCUGACCAGCAGCCCUGCUGUGAGUGAGCACCGUCUCGUCGCCCGCGCAGCCUGGCCAGCACUCCGCCGCACCGCCAGCACCGAUGGCCUCGCACGCGUACCGCUGCGGAAGCAAUUGAAAGACGAAGCCAAAUCGCUCAAGACGCAGAACCGACAUCGACGAGGAUCGGAGAAAUCAGCCAAUUCGGAUGCAUGGGAGCUGACUGUUGGAAUCGAAAUACAUGCGCAGUUGAACACGGCCGCGAAGCUUUUCUCGAGAGCUCCGACAUCAGUGGCAGCUGAGCCAAACUCCAACGUUGCUCUCUUUGACCUCGCCUUCCCCGGCUCGCAGCCGGAAUUCCAACCCCCAACCAUUAUUCCAGCGUUGCGCGCUGCCAUUGCCCUCAAUUGCGAGAUCCAGGGAGUCAGUCGCUUCGAUCGCAAACACUAUUUUUACCAGGACCAGCCGGCCGGAUACCAGAUCACCCAGUACUACGAACCAUUUGCACGACAUGGCUUCAUCGAUCUGUACGAUUAUGAUGGUAUUGCGCCCGAAGAUGGGAAAAAGGUCCGCAUCGACCUCAAACAGGUACAGCUAGAACAAGACACGGCCAAAUCGCAAGAAUACCCUCCGUCGGCACAACUGCUAGACUUCAAUCGAGUCUCCCACCCUCUGAUCGAGAUCAUCACGAUGCCUCUAAUCCACUCGCCCGCGACGGCGGCCGCCUGUGUGCGAAAGGUCCAGGCGAUCCUCCAGGCUACAAGCGCAGUGACUACCGGAAUGGAACUGGGUGGGUUACGUGCCGAUGUCAACAUCUCUGUCCGGCGACGUGAUGCAGCGCCUGGGGAUGGGGAAUACAACGGCAUGCGGGGCUUGGGCCAGCGCACAGAAAUCAAAAACUUGAGCAGCUUCAAGGCAGUCGAAGACGCCAUUAUCGCAGAGCGCAAUCGCCAGAUUGCUGUGCUUGAAAGCGGCGGCGUGGUUAUGGGAGAAACGAGAGGCUGGGCGAUUGGUAGUACCGAGACUCGCAGACUGCGUGCAAAGGAAGGAGAAGUGGAUUAUCGCUACAUGCCAGACCCAGACCUAGGACCUCUACGAAUCGACAGCGAGCUUUUACGGGAAUUGGAAAACACGCUCCCGACUUUGCCUGAUGGGCUCUUGGACUUGCUGACAGGGCCGGUUUAUGGACUAUCGAUUGACGACGCAAAGCCAUUGAUUGAGCUGGACGGUGGCGAGCGCUUGGAGUACUACCAGGAAGUCGUUGAUUUCCUUGAGGACCGAAAGCCAUUCUUCCAACCCGACCACCGAAAAGACGAGACCAUUCCCAACAACGAUCUCAGCAGAACAGCGGCCAAUUGGGUGUUACACGAACUGGGAGGCUUACUCGCCAAGGCAGACGUGGCAUGGGACGAUGAGCUGGUUCCGGCCAGGACGCUGGCCGAACUGAUCAAUCAGUCUGUACAUAAAAAAAUCACCGGCCCCGUGGCAAAGCAAGUUCUGGCCAUGGUUUUCGAGGGAGACAAGCGGCCGAUCCAGCAGCUGCUCGAGGAAGAGGGUCUCUUUCUACGGCCUCUGUCUCGAGACGAGUAUCUAGCCCUCGCUCAGCCGCUCAUCGCGGCGAACCCUCAGAUGGUAGCACAGAUCCGCGAGAAGAACCAGCUGGGGAAACUGGGCUGGUUUGUCGGGCAGAUGAUGCGCUCUGGAGAGAAGGGUCGCGUAGAGGCGCAGCGUGCCGAGGAGAUUUUGCGAGAGCUGAUUCUGGGGUGA
Talaromyces rugulosus is the source of this 1779-nucleotide messenger RNA. RefSeq lists its product as uncharacterized. The transcript is spliced from 3 exons. Gene Ontology annotation, molecular function: glutaminyl-tRNA synthase (glutamine-hydrolyzing) activity. The record is from RefSeq and is a predicted model, not a curated record. NCBI's taxonomy places the organism in Eukaryota, Fungi, Ascomycota, Eurotiomycetes, Eurotiales, Trichocomaceae. Bases 1 to 1779 code for a protein of 592 amino acids. Gene Ontology annotation, biological process: mitochondrial translation; glutaminyl-tRNAGln biosynthesis via transamidation.